Molecule: messenger RNA, 1929 nt
Organism: Daldinia vernicosa
Lineage: Eukaryota; Fungi; Ascomycota; Sordariomycetes; Xylariales; Hypoxylaceae
Exons: 4
Coding region: 579-1604 (341 amino acids)
Source: RefSeq, a predicted model, not a curated record
AAGUGUAAAUAGAGUAAAACCUGAACUUCUUCUGAUUGGCUUUUCAUCACGGCAAUGUAGCCAAUGUUGUCCGGGCGCGGUGUCCUUGUGGCCCCCAACGGCACACAGUUGGCACUUUAGUUAAAUGCCUGAGGCAAUUAAGGCGCCUAACUUAGAGAUAUGGUACCAAGCGAGUUCCCACUUUGUCCUUCUCAUCGUCGCCCAGCACCUACGAUUUCAACAAAGACACAGUGGAUUAACCAAAGGCAUGCAGCAGUGAAUAUUUCUACACCACAACAAAGCCUGUCAACACCGCUAGAAAUCCCUCCUUUGGUGCAAAACACUCCCAAACCGUCAAACAAGACAACAUUUAGAUUUUUUUCUUCUUCAAAAUGGAUUCUACAUCGUGUGUUUAAAUGGCUUCGUUCACUUCUAGCAGCCUUUUAACCACCCUAAUACCACCGAAACCGACUCCUUAUACCACCUAGAAUACAGCCCACAGCACAACGUCUACCCGGUCGAAUUAAAAUCCGACUCUUGAUACCCAUUUCCCUAUUGGGACUCUGAGGUUGACGAGUUAACGCACGCUCUGCCAGAGGAUGGACGAUCCCGGAUGCUCAUGGCCUGCCUGGAAGUUUGGGAUGAAGAGGGACGAACUCUUCACCGGACUUCAUGAUCGAUACAACACAAUCGCCUUCUCUAUUCAGGAUCCCGAGGCCUUCCACCACGAUGUUUACGAAAUUUCCAAUACCGCAAGCACAGUCGAUGAGUUCCACCGUAUGCUGGCUGACCGCAAGCAGCUCCGGCUGAACGAGCUGAACCAAAGCCUAGAAUCCGCCUCUGUCGAGAUCAUCGCUAACCCGAGCCUCAUCGGUACUCAACAGUGGCAAUACGCUCUGCAACUCUUCCGCACCAAGUCGCUGGACUCCCUUGUAAGAUACUUCGCGUCUUAUCUUCCAGAUGAUCAUCCCUGGCAUCAAUCCACCGAUGAUCCAACAUCGAAACCAUUCUUCGACGAUCUAGAGGACGACGUCCCUAUCAUGACGCAUGAACCCCUCGCUAUCGAUACCAGUUCCCGCAUUCCGGCUAGCCAUCUUCCUCCUUCACCCCGGUCUCUUACGAUGUGUUCGGACGAUUCUGCGGUGUCAACCCCGGCGCGAACAUUAUCCUUCUCAGAACCCGAGACGGACGCGAUGGUGCUAUCGGGAACGCUUUGUCGCGGUUUCGACGACGAGGAAACGUCACAGUCAGACGAGCCUGAUACACCAAUCACUUCUGUGUCUGAUAUGUCGGAUAUAGAGUCUUUAGAGUCUCAACCAGAGGAAGAAGAGGAGGUGGAGGAGGCUAUCACGGAUGAGAACAAACCAGUAUUUUUAGGACGUGAUGUCCAGGGGAACGAUAAGAACGAAUCAGAGACGCCAACCCCUCGAACCGAAUUUCACUCGGAUUCAUACAUAAGUAGUGAGGCUGUAAAGAUAGUAUCGUCUAAACAUAGCCCACUCCGUAGAGAUGUUCGCGAUAGAAGUCCAGGUCUAGCAAGAUCGCGACGGAGUCCAGAAAUUGGACGGGUUCAAAAACCCCUACCAGAUCCCACAAGAGUCAGACCCAAGGGUCGAAGACGUUAACUGGGCAGUUGAUGCUGCCACGAAACUGUAUAUAUCCUUAUGAUGCCGCUGUACAUACCCACUAACGCGUUAAGUUAUUUUUUCACUAUCGUGUUCUCUCCUAGUUGAGAUUUCCUUUUGAGGAUGUGGUGAUUGCCUCGAGAUUAUCAUGAGUGCUAACUUUACCAACUUACACAAUAAUAUCCCCGGCAACGGGAUUUAAUAUGGACAGGUGAUCAAGUCAUACCUGAUUAAAACAGAUGUGUUACCACAGGUAUCUACCUAAUGAUGCCAUUCGCAGAUACCCGUAGCAAGUGAUGACAUUUACUACUACUGAGUUUUAUUU